UUGUCUUGUGGCUUAUGACGAGCUGUUCUUCCUCGUACCGUACCUUUCACACAAACAUUCUUUUGAAGUUGGCGUGCCGACUUUCUCCUCGCCUAUAGCUUCCAGCUCUGCUCUGAGGCAAGCAGCUCCCGAAACUGACACCCACAGGGUUAAACCUAGUUGCUGUAGCCACCAUCCCUCCUCCCCAGUCCCCCUUUUCACUGUAGGCUGGCAGCUGUCCUAACUGCCUACUGAAGCCAAAUGCUUGAGGAGAGAGAGAGUAAGGAGCCAGCCAUGAAUCCCUUCCAGAAAAAGGAGUCCAAGGAAACUCUUUUUUUACCUGUCUCUACCGAAGAGGUGCUGCCCAGACCUCCAAGUCCUCCAAAGAAGCCACCUCCGAAAAUCUUUGGCUCCAGCUAUCCACUCAGCAUUGCCUUCAUCGUGGUGAAUGAGUUCUGCGAGCGUUUUUCCUAUUAUGGCAUGAAAGCUGUGCUGACCUUGUAUUUCCUGUAUUUCCUGCACUGGAAUGAAGACACCUCCACAUCUGUAUACCACGCCUUCAGCAGCCUCUGCUAUUUCACCCCCAUCUUGGGAGCAGCCAUUGCUGACUCAUGGCUGGGGAAAUUCAAGACAAUCAUCUAUCUCUCCCUAGUGUACGUUCUUGGCCAUAUAUUCAAGUCCUUGGGUGCCAUACCAAUACUGGGAGGAAAGAUGCUACAUACAAUCUUAUCAUUGGUUGGCCUGAGUCUAAUAGCUCUGGGGACAGGAGGUAUCAAACCCUGUGUGGCAGCUUUUGGUGGUGACCAGUUUGAAGAACAACAUGCAGAGGCACGGACUAGAUACUUCUCAGUCUUCUACCUCUCCAUCAAUGCAGGGAGCUUGAUUUCUACGUUCAUCACACCCAUGCUGAGAGGAGAUGUGAAGUGUUUUGGGGAAGACUGCUAUGCACUUGCUUUUGGAGUUCCGGGAUUGCUCAUGGUAGUAGCUCUUGUUGUGUUUGCAAUGGGAAGCAAGAUGUACAGAAAACCCCCUCCUGAAGGAAACAUAGUGGCUCGAGUGAGCAAAUGCAUAUGGUUUGCUGUCUGCAACCGCUUCAGGAACCGUUCUAGGGAUGUUCCAAAGAGACCCCACUGGCUAGACUGGGCAGCGGAGAAAUACCCAAAGCAUCUCAUUAUGGAUGUGAAGGCACUGACCAGGAUCCUGUUCCUUUAUAUCCCACUGCCCAUGUUCUGGGCUCUUUUGGACCAACAGGGCUCACGAUGGACCCUGCAAGCUAACAAAAUGAACGGUGAUUUGGGAUUUUUUGUGCUUCAGCCAGACCAGAUGCAGGUACUUAAUCCCUUUCUGGUUCUUAUCUUCAUCCCAUUGUUUGACCUUGUCAUUUACCGGCUGAUCUCCAAGCUCAGAAUUAACUUCUCCUCACUUAGGAAAAUGGCGGUUGGGAUGAUCCUAGCAUGCCUGGCAUUUGCAGUUGCAGCACUUGUAGAGAUAAAAAUAAAUGAAAUGACUCAUCACCAGCCAGCUUCCCAAGAGAUUUUCUUGCAAGUCUUGAACCUGGCAGAUGGUGAAAUAAAGGUGACGGUGCUAGGAAGUAGAAAUAAUUCUCUCUUGGUGGAGUCCAUCAACUCUUUCCAGAACACAACGCACUAUUCCAAACUACACCUGGAAACAAAAGUCCAAGAUUUACAUUUUCAUCUGAAGCAUAACAACUUGUCUGUCCACAAUAAGCAUUCUGUAGAGGAGAAGAACUGUUACCAUUUGGUUGUUCAUGAGGAUGGGGAAAGUAUCUCCAGUGUGCUGGUAAAGGAUAUAGAAAUCAAACCAGCCAAUGGAAUGACAGCCAUCAGGUUUAUUAACGCCUUGCACAAGGACAUCAAUAUCUCCUUGGAUGCAGAUGCUCCUCUCAGUGUGGGCAAAGACUACGGAGUGUCUGCAUACAGAACUGUGCUAAGAGGAGAGUACCCUGCAGUGCACUGUAAAAUGGAAGACAGAGACUUUUCUCUUGAUUUAGGUCUCCUAAACUUUGGUUCAACAUAUCUGUUUGUGAUCACUAAUAUCACCAGUCAAGGUCUUCAGACUUGGAAGACAGAAGAAAUUCCAGCCAAUAAACUGUCCAUUGCAUGGCAGCUACCACAAUAUAUCCUGGUUACAGCAGCAGAGGUCAUGUUCUCCGUCACAGGACUCGAGUUUUCUUAUUCCCAGGCACCAUCUAGCAUGAAAUCUGUGCUCCAGGCAGCCUGGUUAUUGACAGUUGCAGUUGGGAACAUCAUCGUGCUUAUUGUGGCACAGUUCAGUGGCCUGGUACAGUGGGCUGAAUUUAUUUUGUUCUCCUGCCUCCUGCUAGUGGUCUGCCUGAUUUUCUCCAUCAUGGGCUACUACUAUGUUCCUCUGACAUCAAAGGGUAUUCAGGAGCCAACGGAUAAGCAGGUUCCUCAGACCCAGGGGAACAUGAUCAACCUAGAAACCAAGAAUACAAGGCUCUGAUGACUCACUGGACUUGUGACUGAUUCCUGGCUCUGGUUUCAGUCAUCUCUUAUCUUCGAGCAUAUUUCACCCCUACCAGGUUAGGAGAAGGAAACAGCAUUUUAUCUGAGUAGAUCGUCUCCAUUUUUUCUACCACAACAGAGGCAAUUCUAGGACUAGGUUUUCAGGUAUAUCUUUAAACAAGGAUCCAAGAGAUUCUGUGUCCUCCGGGCUAUCAACAAGCUCACUAAACAUUAGGCAAUGUUUCUCAAGUUAGCCUAGUAUCUCCAAAAGGCUAUGAAAAUACAAAUGUGUCAUAGAGAUAAGUCUCUGUGGGUAAGCUAAGCUUGGGAGACUCCUUUAUCAGGUAUUUAGAACUGAUAACUCCACUUGUUGACAUGUUGGUUUGGAAGCAAAAGUGCAGAAUAGUAGAGGAAUGGUAUUUCACAUUUCUUUAUCAGUAGUAUAAUUGUACUGUUCAUGAAGAUGUCAAGAAUGGUAUGUAUGGCAUGAUCUAAUCCAGAGGCUAGCUUGUCAGCCGCUAGCAAGUUUAAUAUGAUUUGAAAUGGCAGGCUACAGAAUGGCAUUUUAUUAGAGCAUGGAAGAUACAUCUUUCUGAUCACUACAGCGUUUCAUCUACUCAUCCAAACACCCCUUUAUCAGUACUGAUAAACCACAAUUAAAGACAGUAAGAAUAGAUGUGGGGACACAGGAAUUCAGAUAAAUUAUUCUUUGUUCUUUACUGCACAUUCCUCUAAAGAACUCCAGUGUUUCCGCCCUGAACUGUGCUCUUCCAAGGACAUCUGUCUAAGAAACUAACUUUAACUUUGCAACCCAGCCUUUUAAGCAUUGCGGGAACAGCUUUAUCUUAUUAUUACAUCUCAUUUUGCUUAUUACAGCAAAUCUUCAGUAACAAAAUGUUUUUCUAGCCCAACUUCCUUUAAUUUUUUUUCUAUUUGGCUUGCUUGUGAUGUAUUUUUAGUUUUUUUCCAUAAUUUUUGUUUACAUUUCUCCCUCUAGUCUUAGAAAUUUCCUGUUUAUUGAAAAGGGAUGACAAUACUACUGUUUUGAAGCUCUAAACUGUAAUAUUCAACAAAUGGGCAAGGUCCUGCAUGAGAAACCUAUCAACAUCUUCAGGGGUGGGCAGAGCAUGUGGACUUUCUGCUUGUGUGUGUGAGACAGGAUCUCAUGUGCAAUGUGUGGAUCAAGGGACAAGCUUGGGAGCAGCAGGAUGGUACCAUGUGUUGCCAGGAGGAAAAAUUCACAAGCUCUGUGUGAAAGACCUCAUUUCCACUCCUUUUGUUACUUUGUUCCCAUCUAUAACUAUGUUGGAUCGCAUAUUGUUAAUAAUGUAAUAUAUUCUUAAGAGAAUUUGCUCCAGUUCUUCAAGCUUUAAAUACUGUAGUUUUAAUGACUAAGAUUUCAGAAGCACAGAAGAUAUUGCAACACCAUUCAUUUCCCCCAGAUACCUUGCUGUGAACUUGUCCAUACUCCUUUAGAAGAUGUUCAUUUUUAAGCAGCUUUAACUCAAACUAUUUUUUUGACUUUUGUUGUAAGAGAUGUUAACACUGAUCUGUGAAUAAAAGGUUUUAUGUACAAGUAAA
Peromyscus leucopus (white-footed mouse) is the source of this 4046-nucleotide messenger RNA. RefSeq names its product solute carrier family 15 member 2 (gene Slc15a2). Gene Ontology annotation, cellular component: membrane. Gene Ontology annotation, biological process: transmembrane transport; oligopeptide transport. The transcript is spliced from 22 exons. Lineage: Eukaryota; Metazoa; Chordata; Mammalia; Rodentia; Cricetidae. Gene Ontology annotation, molecular function: dipeptide transmembrane transporter activity. Bases 241 to 2463 code for a protein of 740 amino acids. The record is from RefSeq and is a predicted model, not a curated record.